Molecule: messenger RNA, 4216 nt
Organism: Symsagittifera roscoffensis
Lineage: Eukaryota; Metazoa; Xenacoelomorpha; Acoela; Convolutidae
Product: ephrin type-A receptor 4-like
Exons: 15
Coding region: 453-3590 (1045 amino acids)
Biological process (GO): protein phosphorylation; axon guidance; ephrin receptor signaling pathway
Cellular component (GO): plasma membrane; dendrite
Molecular function (GO): ATP binding; transmembrane-ephrin receptor activity; protein binding
Source: RefSeq, a predicted model, not a curated record
AACACUUGCAACAAAUGCGAGCACAGCAGAUUCUAGCUCUUCAAAAUUGAAGGCUUAUUUUGGAAAUCCCCUUUUUCAAAAAGACAUUUACAAUUACAAUAAAUUCAAUCUAAAAUUUUACUUGAAUUGUUUCCUGCUAAAUUCCGUCGUCAUACUUAACUUUAAAUCUUUGAUCGAACGGCUCCCUCUGGCUAUAUCUGGACCACUACUAAUACAUUUAUCGAUUUAUGUCAAGUUGACAGGAAAAUUUGUACAAAGAGUUCAACCGUUGAACUGCUAAUUUAUUUGUCCAACACUUUUCGUGUCUACGCCGAACAACAACUACUUAAGCCCUUCAGUUUUGUACCACAACACCAAGUCUCUUUAACUUUGGUUACUUAAAUUACCUUUGUUGUCAUUGGGUUGUUUCGAACUCAACGUCGACUUGAAAGAAUUGCUGCUGAAUCACAAGUAUGGUCAAGUCUUUUUUGGUUUCAAUUUCGGCAGUUAUCAUCUUAUUCUGUUGUCUUCUCAAAUUAGUCGCUUCGGAUCGUGAAGUGCUGUUUGAGUCAUCGCAGAGUUCUGAGAAGAUCUGGACCAUCAGGUCAGAAGUUGGCAGGAGUAAGCAGGGGUGGGUCCCUGACCAAUGGGGAAGAGUUUCUGUGGGCGAAAUCAGAUACAAGAGCUGCGAUGUUGGAAUUGUUGGAGUGAAAAAUUACCUGAUCACGCCUUUCAUUCCCUUCCAAAUGAAGGAUGAAGCUGAAAUAUUAUACUAUGAUAUCACGUACUCAAUUCGGUCGUGUGACGACACCGCGAUCUCUCCCUGCUCAGAAAACGUCAAACUCGGCUUGAUAGAAGUCUCGUCUCAAAACGAAAUCUCAUCAUUGCCGGUCGGCUCGGCUGUCGAAAACGAACUCUUAACAGACAUGUUGCGAGACGAAGGCGAACCUCUUACGAACGGACAGGAACAACGAACAAUCACUACGACCAAUUUUUUCCGACCGCCAGAAGAUCGAAGCAAGUCCGGAUUCGCUCUGGUUUUCGAAGACAACGGCGCUUGUAUAACUGUCAAUCAAGUCGAAGUGUACCUCAAAGUUUGCCCAAGGGUUGAUGAAAAGUUUGCCUCUUACCCCAAAAGUGUAGCCCCCGGAAUGGGAUUUGAAAAGGUGGAAGGGCUUUGUGUGGCCAACGCAGCGUCUAGUGGACCACCUAGAAAAAUGUGCACGCCUAGUGGGAAAUGGGACGAUGAAUACAAAUCUUCUUCGUGCCAUUGCAACCCUGGAUACGCCCCUGGUCUUGGCAGCUCCUCUAACCAAUGCACAGAGUGUCUUCCGGGAAUGUUCAAAGAGCAACCGGGUGAUGGGCAGUGUCAGAAGUGUCCUAAGUUCUCCACCUCCAGAAGGGGAGGGGCUGCCAUUUGUCAGUGUGACCCGGGUCGGUUCCGAUUCACCCCCAAUGACCCAUACUCGCAGUGCUACCGCAACCCAAGCGAGCCCAGGAAUGUGAGAGUUGACUACAGUGCACGUGAUAGUAAUCACCCGAACUCAGUUCGACUCACGUGGGACGCCCCCCUGAAUGACGGGUCGGACGGAGAGGUCGGCGCAUCACACCCCGUCGAGGUAUGGUAUACAAUGCACUGUGAGAACUGUCCCGCGGGGGUCUCUUUUCAACCGAUGAAAGACGGAAUCAGAAGCCGCUCUGUGGCUGUUCGCGGACUGAUACCGGACACCACUUACCAUUUCCGAAUAUACUCCAACAACCGAGUCUCAACCCGACUCGUCUCCAACGAACUCAACUCGGCGUUAUCGUUUGCUACAUUCAACUAUACAACCCCUGCAGCAGUGUUCGUGCGCAAGUUGAGUGCAAAAUCAGUGAACGGAAUCAUUCGUGUGGAGUGGCUGCCGCCUCUGAACAAACAAGAGCGACUCGUUAACGUGUCCUACUAUUACGUAAGAGUUCGCAAACGACUGCAGGAGCCGAAUGUGUUCAGUCAAGUCGAGCCCACAUUACGUAAUCAGAAGGUACCUGGAAAUCGAACGGAUGUCGACUUCGCUGGAUUAGACAAUGCAGAAUAUCUGCUGGAUGUGAGCACAGCUGGUCUCAAUGGGCCAUACUGUGAACCGGUCAUCAUAAAAGUAUCGGGUGUCGGCAGUCUAGAAAUGCAGCAUAGGAUGCAGCGAAUAGUUCUAACUGUGAUCUUGCUCGUGUUAGUGUUCCUUCUUUUCAUCUCAAUAUUCACAAUCGCACUUUGCUUCUACCGCCGAAAACACAAGUGGGGCUAUGCGGCCGCCGCUGCUGCUGCCGGCAACGGGUCCCUCACACACCACAUGAGGACUCCGCAGAACUACUCCCUCUCCCCGAAUCACCAGGAGUCGUGGCUAGGAGGCAUGGGAAUAGGGGUGGGGCUGGGGAUGAAUAGUCCUGCCGAUAUCGCAUGUCACGAGUACAUGUUCUACAGCCAAGAUGGAACCAUCAAGUUGCCGGUCGGUCAGAAGUUCGUGGAGCCGAAGAUGUACGAGUCACCCGAGCGCAUUCUGGCCGAGUUCGCGAGAGAAAUUCACCCUCGUGCCGUGCAGAGAUACUCUCCCACAGAGAACGAAUAUACGCUCAGAGGGAUGCAGAAUCAAGAAAAGAUUCUUCUCAGUGCAUCAAUACAUGGGGGAUCAUUCUCGGCGGAAACACAACACUACAACUUCAGCCAAGACUCAACCUCGUCUUCAGAUCUGAACAAGAAUUCGGCCGAGGGCUCUUUUGUUUACGCGGCCGCUAAGACACUCAAAAGACAAUACACGCAGGAUAUGUGGCGAAAGUUCGCAAUCGAGGCGGCCACUUUGGCUCAGUUCAACCACCCGAAUGUUGUCAUGCUUCACGGAGUAAUCACACAAUCAGAAGAGUCGCCGAAGAUGCUGGUGCUGGAGUUCUGUGAGCGGGGAUCUCUGGACACUUUGCUUCCCCUCAUGAGCAGUCAGCUUAACUUUUUGUACCCCGAGGAGGGUGUUGUAGGGGGAGGGGGUGGAGUUGUGGAUGAUCACGAGGGCGGGGUGAACAAACAUUUAAACUGUGAGGCUGCCGCCACGCAACACAUCAUCCACAUUCUGAGGGGCGUAGCUUGUGGAAUGCACUACUUGGCCGAUGAGGGCUAUAUUCACAAGGUUCUCAGAGCUCGCAACGUGUUCAUUAGUGGUUCUUUCCUGCCCAAAAUAGCCGGCUUUGACGAACGAACGCUGCUGGAAGAAGACAUGGAUCUCUUCUUCUUGAACUGCAGCAACUCCUAUGAUGUCCAGAAACUCCCCCUUGUGUUCGAAGACAUCGCUCCUUGGACUGCUCCUGAAGCCCUCCUUGCCCCCUACAAUUUCUCUCUCUUCAGUGACAUCUGGAGCUUCGGAUGUCUCAUUUUCGAAUGCUUCUCGGAAGGCGAACGACCUUUCGGAAGCAACAAAGUAUCCGAGAUAUCCAAAAUUGUUUCCAGCGUUUCCUGGCGAGGGUUCCCGAAACCCAAAAGUUGUCCGGAAGCGCUGCACGAAUUGAUGAACUCUUGUUGUGUUCAUCUGAGGCGCCCCAGAAGCGACCCUGGUUCAGCCAGAUCAGAGCGUUCCUGGACAAUUUUGUGAGAAGUCCGAGCAUGCAGCAGCACGCGACGCCUGCAAAUAAUUAUCAACCUAUUCAUAAAACAUUCUUGAAGCAAUCAGCCGACCCUAACUGUUACCAACUGAAUUCCAGUGUGCAUUACAACUACAAACCGUUGAGCCCAGAAAGAACGUUGAUUUUAGACUCGAACUCAGUAGCAAUUGACGAAGUUUUGGGCCGAUUCAAAUUGGAUAAGUACUGCGAAAACUUCAAAGUGCACGGAUAUUACACAAUGAACGAAGUUCUAGCUGCGAUCGAAAAUUUAGCUCUCACCUCAGUACGACAACAUCCGAAGCAGAGUCGAAUGAUCGAACUAGCGAGUAAAAGAUUUUUCAAGCAGAUUGGAAUUGAGAGCAAAAAAGAUCGAUCUACGUUAUAUAAGAAAAUACAAUCAUUAUUUAUUCAGCAACAGGCAACCUAUUUAUCUAACCAACAUAAUAGCCCAGGUGUGUUCGUCAAUAAUUAUGAUGACGUCAUCGGUCGGCAAUAUUUAGAUGGGACUCUGUAAAUUAAAAAAACUUUUUUAUUGAACGUCAAUGUCCCGAAUUUAAGAUUGAAAUGCUUAUUUGAAUUCAAUGUGCUACUUAGUUAAAUUCAGUGUUUUUAUCUA